Molecule: messenger RNA, 2270 nt
Organism: Colletotrichum navitas
Lineage: Eukaryota; Fungi; Ascomycota; Sordariomycetes; Glomerellales; Glomerellaceae
Product: major facilitator superfamily transporter
Exons: 8
Coding region: 270-1802 (510 amino acids)
Biological process (GO): transmembrane transport
Cellular component (GO): membrane
Molecular function (GO): transmembrane transporter activity
Source: RefSeq, a predicted model, not a curated record
GGAGCCCAUAGCAAAGUAAGCCCAGUCAAGCAUCCUGUUCGCCAUUAUCACCCUGCAUUAUUAAUAUCUCAUGAGGGCCUGAUCCAUUCAUUUACAUCGGGUCUCUUAGGAGUCGCAUUGAAAAGCCGUGCGCAGCCACAGACUUUCUUCUUUCCACGACAUUGCCAGUCUCAAACUCGACUUCAGGUGAAAACGAGACCGCUCCGUCAGCUGAGCGAUACCGGACGUUCUUCCAUCUUCCAACAACAAGCCAGCAAAUAAAAAAAGGUAUGGGGAAACCAAGCAGUGAACCAGGAACAUCGCACACGCGCCUUACGAUGAGCGCGACCGCGGCCCCCCCGCCUGAAAAGGCGCUGGACGCGCCAGCAAACGAUAAUACGAGUGGCGCGGACAGUCCUUCUGAAUUCGAAGUCGGGGACGAGGGCGUCAACACGAAAGCGUUACUGAGAAAGAUAGACGCCAAGCUUCUCCCAGCCGUAGGAAUCCUGUAUCUGCUUUCGUUCCUUGACAGAUCCAACGUGGGCAACGCCAGAAUCGAAGGGCUCACCGAUGACUUGCACAUGACUGGCAACCAGUACCUUACUGGGUUGACUUUGUAUUUCAUCGGUUACGUUUUAUUUGAAAUCCCAUGCAAUAUCAUCCUCAAGAGGACCACGCCGAGAUUCUGGCUUCCGUCACUAACAAUUGCCUGGGGAAUUGUUGCCACGCUCAUGGGAAUCGUGACGAACAUGGCCGGAUUCUUUGUUGCUCGCUUCUUUCUCGGCGUCACGGAGAGUGGGCUCUUCCCUGGUGUUGUGUACUACUUCUCCAUGUGGUACAAGCGCCGCGAGAGACAGUAUCGCAUCUCACUCUUCUUCAGUGCUGCGUCUCUUGCCGGGGCUUUCGGUGGUAUCCUAGCUUGGGGUAUUGGUCACAUGCGAGUUGUUUGGGAUAACGGCUGGAGAUGGAUCUUCAUUUUGGAGGGUAUCGCGACGGUCGUCAUCGCGAUCGGCGCGUACUGGUUCAUUCAGAACUACCCCGACACUGCCAAGUUCAUAUCCGAAAAGGAGCGUCACUUCAUCCGAGCCCGGCUUGCCGCUGACAGCGAUGCGACCCACAACGAGAAGUUCACUUGGGGAAACGUCGUGGAGGCGAUCAAGGACCCCAAGUGCUGGUUAUACGGUCUUGCUUUCCACACCAUGAGCUUACCACUUUACACGUUCUCCCUCUUCAUCCCCACCAUCAUCAAGAAUCUCGGCUACACCGCCGCCGUGGCGCAACUUCUGACCAUACCGCCGUACGCCCUCGCCUUCCUCACGACCCUGACUGUCGCAAUCUAUUCUGAGCGCACAGGCCGCCGCGCGUUCUUCAUCAUGGGCUCGUCUGCCUUCGCCGCCGUAGGCUAUAUCAUCCUCCUCGCCAACGGCGACCCGACCGGGAAGCCUGGCGUCUCCUACCUCGGCACCUUUUUCGCGGCGGGAGGGAUCUACCCGGCCACCGCCCUCGUCCUCUCGUGGCCAGCCAUCAACGUUUCCGGCCAGACCAAGCGGGCCGUCGGCAACGCCAUGCAGAUUACUAUUGGAAACUUGGGCGCUGUUCUCGGGACGCAGCUCUACCGUUCCAACGAUGGGCCGAGAUACUUCGUCGGGCACUCUUUUGCGCUGGGAUACCUCCUUGCCAAUGUUGUUGUCUGCGGCAUCUUGUACGUCGUGCUCAAGCGCGAGAACACGAGGAGGGAGGCCAUCGCCCCGGAGGUCCAGGCGAUCGGCGACUUGACGGAUUGGCCUGGAGACAAAGAUCCCAGAUGGAGGUUCCAGUACUAGAGACAACAUAACUUCUUGAAUGGCAGGACUGAUGUUAGAUUCAACAGGAAGGGGCUGGAUUCUUGCGGAAGGCUGCGAAUCAUAAAGAUCGAUUGUCUCUGUAGCUAAGAACAUGCUUUGACGAUAACUAGAUGUAGUUAUAUCUCAUAGAGCUCGUCCUAGAUGCCAAAUCCUAGCCAUUGAAAGUCCCAAGGGCCUCUAGAGGAACCACAUCGGUCAAAUGACACAACACAUUUCAAACAGGGUCCCGAGCUCGGAGGCCCGGAGGCCACGGGAUAAAAGACUUUUGAUGAUGUUGACGCAUCGACAUAUGUCCUCAAGCUGCAAAAUAAAACCCCUUUUCAUAGCUCGGAACCAUUUACUCUGUUGAAAGGCAAUGUUUUGUCGAGGAGAGGGUUGGAUAGCCAGGCAAGGCUAAGAACCAACAGAGGAUACCCAUCCGUCAAAGUUGAGAACAUACAGACAGAC